AUGGCACGCAUCCUGAGUGUGGCAUCUCUCUUUUUCAUUUUGACUAAGCUCAGCACUGGCCAGAGAGAAGUCACAGUUCAAAAAGGACCACUGUAUAGAACUGAAGGUUACUCAGUCAGCAUUGGCUGCAACGUAACAGGCCACCAGGGACCUUCUGAGCAGCACUUCGAGUGGUCUGUGUACCUGCCGACAGAUCCGGCUCAAGAAAUCCAGAUCAUUAGCACCAAGGACACCAACUUCGCCUACACAGUGUAUGCACAGCGAGUGCAGAAGGGGGACAUCUAUGUGGAGAGGGUGCAGGGCAACUCCGUUUUGUUGCACAUCUCAACACUCCAGAUGAAGGAUGCUGGUGUGUAUGAAUGUCACACUCCCAGCACUGAUGAGAAAUAUUAUGGGAGUUAUAGUGCAAAGACUAAUCUCACCGUUCUGCCAGACACCCUGUCUGCCACCAUGAGCCCCAAGACUCUCAGCAAGGAAGAAGGUGAAUUCUUAGAACUGGUCUGCGAGGCCUCCAAAGCCACAGCCCAUCACACACACCUCUCUGUCACCUGGUACCUGAGGCCCAAUGGAGAACGAGCUCAAGCCACCGAGAUCGUUUCUCUCUCCAAAGAUUUGGUGCUGAUCCCUGGACCGUCGUAUAAACAGCGGUUUGAGGCAGGUGAUGUACGGCUGGACAAGCUUGGGGUCACAACCUACAGGCUGUCCCUAGGGAGAGUGCAGCCCUCAGAUGAAGGCCAGCUGUUCUGUGAGGCAGCCGAGUGGGUUCAGGAUCCAGAUGACAACUGGACUUGCAUCGCGAACAAGAAGACGGCUCCCACCACUCUGAAGAUCCAGCCAGCGGGGUUUCAAGUCAACAUUACAGCUGAGAGCACAUUUGCAGAACAGGAACCCUUAGAACUCCAUUGCCUGGUGCAGGGCAAUGGCAGCAACCAACAGCUUCAGGGCGUUUGGUUCUUCAAUGGGACACAAAUUGCCCACAUGGAUGCUGAUGGAGUCCUGGGUCUGAGCAAAGAUUACGAAAAGAGAGCAAGUCAAGGACAGCUGCAGGUUUCAAAAUUAAACCACAAGGCUUUCUCCCUCAAGAUCUUCUCUGUGGGCCGAGAGGACGAAGGUGCCUACAGCUGCACUGUGUCAGAGGUGGUGAGAAAUCAGACGGGCUCCUGGCAGGAGCUUCAGAGAAAGCAGUCAGCGGUCAACCACGUGUACCUGAAGAAGCCAGCAGCGAGAAGUGUGAUGGUGUCAACUAAGAACAAGCAACAGGCUGUGUGGGAAGGAGAGCCGCUCACCCUCCUCUGCCAGGUGGGGGGAGCAGCCCAUCCGCUGUCUGUGAGCUGGUGGCACACCCCGCAGGACCAGACCCAGCCUGAGCUGGUGGCUGCCAUGACACAGGAUGGCACUGUGCAGCUGGGAGCCUCCUCUAGGGGACACGGUAACCAUGGUAACGCAAGGCUGGAGAAGGGCGACUGGGCCACCUUCCAGCUGGAGAUCACCUCUGCCACUGUCACGGACAGUGGCACGUAUGAGUGCAGAGUGUCUGAAGGGACCUGGAGGCAGGCCAGAAAUCUGAGCUGGACUGAAAGGACUGCAGUGACCGUCAAGUCUCUGCAGUCAAGUUUACAAGUUAAUCUGCUGAGCCGUCAACCACAAGUGAAGUUAACCAACACAGUUGACUUGUCCUGCAUCGUUGUUGCCAACUACAAUAAUCUCAGGUAUCCACUGACCAUGACAUGGCAAUUCCAGCCAGCUGGGUCUCAUGUCUUCCAGCAGCUUAUCCAGAUCACCUACAAUGGCACUAUUGAGUGGGGGAAUUUCCUACCCCAGUUCCAAAGGAAGACGAAGGUGUUGCAAUCUUCGUGGCGUUCUCAACUCCUAAUCUACGAUGCUGCUGAGGAAGAGACGGGGAUGUACAGGUGUCAAGUGCAAGUUUAUGACAGAAAUGUCCUACAAACAAAUGCAUUUGCAAGGGCCUCUGCCAUCUCUCACCCUGUGAAGGUAGACAUCACUUUACCAGAGAGCAAGCUAAAAGUGAAUUCAAGCAGCCAAUUCCUAGAGAUCUCUCCCAACUCCAACAUCAACAUAGAAUGCAGCAUUUUGUCCUGGUCCACUGGAAACCUUCACUUUGCUGUUAUUUGGUAUUUCUCUGUUUCUACGAAUGCACCCUGGCUGAAGGUCCUUGAAAUGGACCAAACCAAUAUUGUGAAAUACGGGGAUGAAUUUCUCACCCCUUGGAAGAAACAAAAAUUUCACACUGAGAAAGUUUCCCAGGACUUGUUUCAACUGCACAUUCUGGGUGUGGAUAACAGCGACCAGGGCCACUAUCACUGUGUGGUAGAAGAGUGGCUCUUGUCUUCAAACAGCACUUGGUACAAGCUGGGACGUGAGAAGUCGGGACUAACAGAAUUGAGGCUCAAGCUCACAGGAAGUAAGCUUCGUAUCUCCAACGUGAACUGGACAGAAAAUGCUACUGAGCACAGAGAGGUAGCCAUGCGCUGUGGCCUGGAGAGCUCAGGCAGCCCAGCCUCCUUGUACUCCGUGAUGUGGUACUGGGACAGAGAGAAUUCUGGAAGUAAAAUGCUGGUACACCUGCAGCAUGAUGGCUUGCUGGAAUUUGGAGAAGGGCUUCGGGAGCGCCUGCACUGCUAUCGCUCAUCUCCUGCAGACUUCGUCCUGAAGCUUCAUCAGGUGGAGAUGGAAGAUGCUGGAAUGUACUGGUGCAGAGUGGCAGAGUGGCAGUUACACGGGCAGCCAAGCAGGUGGAUUAGCGAGGCAUCAGAUGAGUCACCACGCAUGAUGCUCACGGUGCUGCCCUCAGAACCCACAUUUCUUUCCGGAAUUUGCUCUUCCACCUCUCUGCUCUACUUCCUAGUCAUCUGCCCCUUGGUCCUGUUCCUCCUUCUGCUCCUGGCGCUGCUCUGCUGUUACCAGCAUGCCAGGAAGGUGGCGACACUGACUUUCAAGGAGCAGCAGAAGGCUCCCUGGGUGCAUCUGAGCGGGGCUGGAGACAGGACCACCGGCUGGAUGGAGGAUGGAGAGGAAGACAACUGA
Messenger RNA from Ochotona curzoniae (black-lipped pika), 3045 nucleotides. RefSeq names its product CD101 molecule (gene CD101). Lineage: Eukaryota; Metazoa; Chordata; Mammalia; Lagomorpha; Ochotonidae. The record is from RefSeq and is a predicted model, not a curated record. The transcript is spliced from 9 exons. Bases 1 to 3045 code for a protein of 1014 amino acids.